AUGUUCGGCGUGUUCGUUCCAACCCGACCGGUCAUCCCAGAGAUGGCGACCGUCGGCCCCAAUCAAUUCGCCGUCUCCUUCCCGGCGACACCUCCCUUCCACAACGUCGGCGUCUUCUUACACCCGAAUAGUCCUCUCCCCCCGGACACCGCAGCGGGAGUGUACAUGCAACUGCCCGGCGCGCCGGGGUUCCGCUUCCUCGGCGCCCUCGCCAACGAGAAACCCUCGGCCUUGUUCCGCGUCAAUUUGCCUACCACCACCGCCGCCGCCGCCGUCGGGGACGUCAACCUAGGCGUCUCGGUCGAGCCGGUGCAGAACAUCCAGGCGCAGAUGGCCCAACUUCAGCAGCAGCAGCAGCAGCCGCUGUCGCCACUGUCGCCAACUUCCAACAACAACGACGCAGCACUACCCAAACGACCGCCUCCGGAUACGAGAGUGCUGGCGCAACGAAUCAUCAAGAAUGCGUUCAACUUCCUCGCCAGUUUUGCCGGGAACACGGCCAACGGGAUCGAAGUCGUGCCGUUGAAGAGUUUCCAGGACUGGUGGGCCAAGUUUGAGAGGAAGGUGCAGAACGAUCCGGGCUUUUUGGAGAGGGACGAGGAGUGA
Cladophialophora carrionii CBS 160.54 is the source of this 606-nucleotide messenger RNA. RefSeq lists its product as uncharacterized. The coding region runs from base 1 to 606 and encodes 201 amino acids. NCBI's taxonomy places the organism in Eukaryota, Fungi, Ascomycota, Eurotiomycetes, Chaetothyriales, Herpotrichiellaceae. The transcript has a single exon. The record is from RefSeq and is a predicted model, not a curated record. Gene Ontology annotation, cellular component: cytosol; nucleus. Gene Ontology annotation, molecular function: nuclear import signal receptor activity. Gene Ontology annotation, biological process: protein import into nucleus.